Molecule: messenger RNA, 4621 nt
Organism: Drosophila eugracilis
Lineage: Eukaryota; Metazoa; Arthropoda; Insecta; Diptera; Drosophilidae
Gene: cv-d
Exons: 14
Coding region: 104-4531 (1475 amino acids)
Biological process (GO): lipid transport
Molecular function (GO): lipid carrier activity
Source: RefSeq, a predicted model, not a curated record
UUGCCUGAUAUUACAAAACACACAAACCGUUGCGCGAAGUGGAAAAACGUCGGAAAAUCUGUGAGAAAACGAGUGCCACGACCUCGGAAGGAAGCAGCAGGCCAUGAGGCGACUUAAGUGUUCCGUGUUAGUGUAUCUUUUCCUGAUCUUCGACGCCGGCCAUGCCUUCAGCAUCAUUGGCCUUAACAAACAGAUGCUCUACGAGUACGUGGGCAAUGUCCUAGUGGGUGCAAAGCCCCAGGACGAAGGAAAUCAGGCGCCACCUACCACCGGAUGGAUAGUGCGAGGCAAGCUCACACUUCAGCGUCAAAGUAACCUGGUCUUGGCUGCAGCGCUGGUCAUCGACGAUGUAACGUUGAACAAUUCCGGCGAGAAGUUCUUGCAAAAUAAGGAGAUGUACCCGCCCUACAAACCCUUCAAGAUCGCCCUCACCCCGGAUGGCGACAUCUCGCAUGUGGUCUUCAAGGAGGGUGAUCCGAUUUGGAGCAUGAACUUCAAGCGGGCCAUCGCUUCGGUACUGCAGUUCCAGAUGAAGUCCAACGGCGCCUUUGUCGUAGAUGAGCUGGGAAUUCACGGCACCUGUCGGACGGAGUACUUUGUGUCCAACAGGACCAACUACAUCUCCAUCCGCAAAACGCCGGAGGUGAAAACCUGCAGGCCAUACUCGGAGGCGGUGCACACCACCAGGAGCAAUGUGCCGCCGAACACAUGUGAAUUUGAUCACCAGAAAAGUGUCAUAAUUGGCAACGAGGCCAUUUACGGAAUGAAACCACACAACGAGACGGGAUAUUUUUUGAGCAAGGCCCAUGCCAAGGGCACCACCCUGAUCCAUACAUUCGAGUCCACGGGAGAGGCACAGUUCAUCAACUCAGAGCUGCUGCUCAACUUUCUGAACGAGACACCAAUCGAUAAUCCCAUUGAUAUUGAAACAUCAAUGGCAGCAGAGCCCUCUAAUCUGGAACUACAGCUUCUGGAUCCAAGCGAUCCAACUGGCGGACGAAGUCCUCAGCAGCAGGAGACGCUGAUUGCCCAGGCUGGCACACUUCUGGACAGUUUGGCCGAGGGCCUCGAGACUACGGAAUUCAAAUUUUCCGAACCCUAUGACUCUACUCUUUCCGAUGUGAUAAAGCUUCUAAGCGAGUUGAACUUUGACUCAUUGGCAAAGCUCUACCGGGAAGUGGACAUCGGCACUUCGUAUCGCCAGGAGACUAUCCGCAACAUCUUUCACGAAAUCAUUCCCCGCAUCGGAACCAAAGCCUCAGUUUUCCUCACCCACCACUUGGUGCAGCAAAAGUUGACAAAGCCGCAAAUCGCUGUGCAACUGCUAAUACCCAUGCCCUUCCACAUUUUCGAGCUCUCAGCGGAAUUGUUGGACAGAUGCGAGGACUUCCUCAAUAUCGGACCGGAUCGCCCGGAUGUCAGGCAGGCCGCUAUCCUUAGCUUUGCCACACUCGUCCAUAACGUCUAUGUGGCCAAAGGCAUCGACAAAGAGAGAUUCGAGUCGUAUGUGCAGAAGUACUUUAAUGCCUAUCUAACCGACCGCGACUUCGACCAGAAAAUGUUGCAUUUACAGGGUUUAAACAACUUGCAACUGGGAAACGUGGCUAACUAUUUAGAGCCCAUCGUUCAGGAUCCCAAUGAGCAUGAGGACCUCAAGUUCCAGGCAGCCUGGACGACUUUAGCACUGGCAGAUCGCCGCGCGGAACGCAUAUAUGAGAUCUAUUGGCCGAUCUUCGAAUCACGAAACGCCAGCCUUGAACUUCGCGUGGCCGCCGUUACGCUACUAUUGAUUUCUAAUCCCACGGCUGCCCGUUUAAUCAGUAUCCAUCGCAUCAUUCAGAGCGAGACAGAUCCUCACAUGAUCAACUACUACAGAACGACAGUGACGAGCAUCUCGGAAACGACAUAUCCCUGCUAUCAGCACCUGCGCCGACUGUUAUCCUACAUGCAUCGCCAUCUGCCUCCAAAGCCCGAGUCACGCUACUGGGUCACCGGCAACUACAUCUUCGACUACCGCGACUCCAAGUUCGGAAUCGGAGCAAUGCUUCAGGUGUUCCUUGUAGGCGAUCCCAAGUCAGACAUGCCCGUAGUGGCCUUCUUUAAAUUCGACACCGAGGCUUUAGGCAAGUUCACAGGACAGCUGGCGCUUUAUGUAAAAGUACGUGGGUUGCCCGAUACCAUCCUAAACAAGAUGACGUCGCGCAAUGGCACCGAACCGUUCACUUUUAAGAGCAUCAAAACGCUUCUCGCCAUGCUGCAGGCUCCAAUCGUCAACACAAAGGAUUUGCACCUAGAAUUCAUUCUCCAAAUGGAGGGUAAGACAGUGCUAUCCUACUACCUCAAUCAGCGGAUGUUCCAGCAACUGACAUAUGACAACAUUCUGGAGCGAAUGCAGCAGAUCAUCCGGACAGACAGCCACAUCAACUUUCAGACAGUUCGUUGGCCGUUCAUGAAUCGCUACACGGUGCCCACCGUGCUGGGUACCUCUUCCGAUGUCCUGCUGCAGACCACCGUUCUCACAUCGCUUCGUGGUAAUAUCACAGAGCAGCGGAAUCAGCCCAUAACCAAGCACACCCUGGAGAUCGAUGCACGCUAUUCAUCGUACGCCUCGGUGCGCAGCCGCAGCUAUAAUCCUUUCCUGAACUUGGACCACGAAAUCAACCGAGAGCAAGGCUUCCUGAUCUACAUCCCCUUCAGUAGCGAGCUGCAGCUCAACGAGAGUGACAGCAAGUGCAAGCGCUAUUCCUUUUCGCGGCCCCAGAACCUGACCAGCGGACUGUCCUUCAAGUCGCGUGCGGUGACUAAGACUAGGGGUUUGAUUACCAAGUCAGCAACGGCACCUUUUGAAGAGAUCAUGGUGCCGGAAAGUCGAAAAGAUGUGUUUCAGCUCUUGAAUUAUCCAAUACCUGAUUUGGGAGUGCAUCUCACCAUGAGCACGAAUCUUAACGAGCUUAUCAAGUACCGGGGGAUGCUGUUGAAGUCCGAGUUUACAGAGAAUGGAUUCUCCGGCAAUAUGGUGGUAACAGCAUUAAUGUAUAUAUUUGGCUUCACCCAGCUGAGCUCCAUUCAUCUGGGCCACGAUCGCAACUUUACGAUGCUGAUGUACAACGAAAAGACCACCAGAAUUGAGGGGAACUUCUGUACUGAAGAUGUGCUACAAACAUCGGACCUUAAGGGCAAGCAGAUUGGUCUAACGCUGGAGCACACAGACCAAGUGGACGAAUCGCAUGCUACGAAUGGAUCACAGGUUGAUGCUCUCCACAGGUGGAACAUAACCCUGGAUGUACAGGCUUCAACUAAAUCCAACUGGUUUAAGUUGACUGGCCAGAUUCAGCGAAAUUCAAAGGAUGACGAGGACGACUGGAAGGCCUGCACUAAGUUGACCUAUGAACCACUGGUGUUCACCAAACGACCUCACACCCUGAAUGGCAAUGUGUUGUUCGGACUGGCUUCGGAGGAGAGUGAGUGCCCGGAGAAGGGUUCCACGGUGCAGUUUGCAGCUAGAGCUGGUCCAUCGGAGCACGCUCGUGCCUUCCUGCGUUCCGACAGGAUCUCACUGACGGACACUGACUUCUGCCCCAAGGAAGUACUCAAGUUCUCACCUAUCCCCACGUCCAAGUAUUGCAAGCGCAGCAACUUUGAGAACUUCACCUCGAUCACGCAAUAUGACAUGGACCUGAAAUUUAAUAAUAUGCCCGCCUGGUUUGAGCUAUGGUCAAAUCGUCUUGACCACCUGGUCUCCGCAUUAUCCGCAGAUAAAGUUGAUAGUCUGCAUAUGAGUCAGGAGAUCAAUAUAUCCAUGCAUACGCCGCAAGACCAAUUCAGGUUGGCAGUGGAAGUUAAUGGGGUUAAGUGGCGUUUCCACCAGAUCCCGUUUUUGUACAAGCUGGACUCCAAGUUCGAUGCCUCCCACGAACUCACCUACGAUUCAGGACUUAAACGUUCCUGCUCGGUAAUUAAUGGCAUAGUGAAUACCUUCGAUGAUUAUCUAAUCAAACUCAGAGAGAUUGCGGUGCGUGCUGAUUGCCUUACCCUGCUGGUGGCAGACUGUUCGCCGUUGCCUAAGAUGGCCAUCUUUGUUACGCCAUCCCCAGCCCAGCAACCGAACAGCAACUACGGACUACGCGUCCACAUCGGUCCGAGCUACUUUAAUUUUAAUGCCCGCACGGACAAUAGCAGUCAUCCUUCGGAUGAGCCUGUGAUUAUUUAUCUCAACCAGGACCAAACGCCGCAUGAUGUGCGUCAAAAACCUUACCAGUGGCCUCCCGAGACUAGUGACUACGACUUUCGCGUGGAGCUGAACGAGCAAAACAUUUUGAUCGUGGAAUGCAAACAGUUGGCUUCGACCAUCCAGUUUGAUCUGUAUAACAUUAUGAACUUUGAGAUAUACGGCGUUUAUAAGCACCAGAUGUGUGGGCUGUGCAGCAAGCCCCUCAAUACCAUGCAGAACUAUACGAUAUGCGAGCUGGAGUCGAGCAAUCCGACCACACCUGUUCCACUGCAGAAAUCCUCCGAUAUAGUAGUUGCUUAAAUUUAAUAUGUGAGUUUAUUCUAAAAUAAAAAAAGAGCCCAGCAAUGAGAGAACAUGCAAAUCCCAGGGCUUGGGUUUUUACCUAUUUAA